CACUGGACCACCAAGCCUCCAAGUUAGGGUCUGAACUAGAGACAUAUAAGAUGCUUGCCAACAAUAAACAUCAUACGGACUGCGGAGUUAAAACGCUAAUUCCUAAAUAUCCUUGAUGUACCGUAUCAAAUUCAGCGUCACAAUUUGACUUGUGGGUGUAAUGCAUGCGUUCCCUUUACAUUGCGCAUGUGCUCUGUAAUUGGGGAUCAACGUGGAGGAAUAUCCCCAAUCCUGACAUUUGCUCCACAACAAUUAGUGCAUGCAAACUUUGAGUGCCGCGUAUUUGCGAUUUAAGCACCAUUUGCGAACAGUCGAGGCUGGGCGCUGUAUCUAGCAUAUACGGUAUAUUAGAAAAUACGUUUUGGGAGCGGGUAUGCCCUUGUUUUCGCGAUUAUACGGUUAACAUGGGGAUCGUUUAUGACUCGGCUAAAAAAGGCGUUUUUCUAGUUAGGCGACAACGUGAUCGAAAAAUUCUGUAUUUGAUAUUGUAAGCUAUGUUAUAUUGAUGUGGAUAUUAGAUGUGUUUAGAUUUAUAAGCCCAGGGUAAACCCGUGAAUGGUGAAGCAGUAAGGGCCGAGGAGCAAUAGGACGGGUGCUUGGUUGCAGAAUUUGCUUAGAAGAGUUUAUCCCGUGGACAGUAUUGUUAUGGGCAGGCCUUGUUCUUUGCUCAUGGUUUACAGGACUGUCCUACACCUAAUGUUUCUUCUGCCUCUGGGCCUCCUCCAUUCUGUCUCUUCACAGACAGUCCAGGUUUCUGCACAGGUUGGGGGGAAUGCAACUCUGCCUUGUGCUGCACCGACUCUGAAAGGAGUUCCUUUGGAAACGCUUGAGAUUUCCUGGAGGUUGGAUGACCAGGUGGUGUUUGAAUUUCAAGGAAGAAGCGGAAAGGAGGCAUCUAAGUUCCACAGCAGGGCGGGGCUUCUCAAGAAAGCAGAAGGUGACUUUUCACUCAGUCUUCACAGAGUCACACUCGCAGACCAAGGCACCUUUGAGUGCUACAUCAAAGAAGGAAGGAAGCCCCAGAAUUUCUUUCAAAAAGUCGUACUCAGCGUUUCAGUCCCUCCUACAGGCUCCCCCACUGAGAGCAGACAGCCUGGGAUUGGAGCAGCGACCACAGAAGCAACCUCAGAACGAGGGAAUGGUGAGAUCAUGAGUUGAUGUGCUCGGAUCAUUCCUGUACACCCUUAUAAAGCAGA
Molecule: messenger RNA, 1196 nt
Organism: Polyodon spathula (Mississippi paddlefish)
Lineage: Eukaryota; Metazoa; Chordata; Actinopteri; Acipenseriformes; Polyodontidae
Product: CD276 antigen-like
Exons: 4
Coding region: 646-1158 (170 amino acids)
Source: RefSeq, a predicted model, not a curated record